Molecule: messenger RNA, 1887 nt
Organism: Spodoptera frugiperda (fall armyworm)
Lineage: Eukaryota; Metazoa; Arthropoda; Insecta; Lepidoptera; Noctuidae
Exons: 4
Coding region: 115-882 (255 amino acids)
Source: RefSeq, a predicted model, not a curated record
AAUCCAACAUGCGCGGCUCGCGCCAAGCGCUAUGUACUUAGUUUCUGACUUGGGCUAUGUCCAAACAAUGUUUGUAAUUCUUACUGGCAAUGGUUUAGUGGCAAAAUAAUACAAAUGUUUGAUAGAACUAAGCAAUGUAAUCUUUCACACAAAAUGAUGAUUCGCCUAAACAAUUUUUUGUACGUUUUCAAUUUACGACAGGGCACAAUUCUAAUUGCCGUCCAUCAAAUCGCAUUAUCGUCUUUCAUAUUAAUAAUAUUGCUAGUUGGUAUAUCCCAUGUCGGGGAAAUGUUGUCAAUGUUGCACAACGACAUGGAAGAUGAUGCCGACAGGCGCGGACUGUAUGAAAUGGCUUACGGGGAUCAUUUCAGCUACCACAAUGGAGAAGUGAUAAGCACAAACAAUCAGCGCAGAUUUGCAAAAGCACGACAUUUGGCAUCAGUGACCGUGAUAUUUCUGUAUACAAGCACGAUGCUGACAUCGAUUUACCUGAUGUGUUGUAUCUCGUUGCUUCACGGCGCAGUCAAGUACAAGCGCGAGUAUGUACUGCCUUGGAUCAUGGCAGCUUGCAUCGGGGUAGUCCUACUUAUUGUGGCCAUCAUCGUUGGAGACGGAUACCCGUGUGUUGUUAACCUAUUUGGAGGUCACAAUCUCUAUCAUUUUGGCUGCGCACUAUUCGUGUUAACUUUUAUCUACGCUAUAUGUGCUGUGAGCAGUUUUGCCUUAGAGACUGGUAGUGGUAGAUGUGCUCGCAACGUUCGAGCUGCCAGCGACGAGAGAGGCGAGCGCCUGCUCCUUCUGGACCAUGCUGCGCACUCCAGCUUAUUAUCUGCCGCCCAACUUAACAAACUAAAUAGUGGAACUCGAACACAUUUCGUCUAGAAGCCUCCGCUACUUACUUAAUAAUCCAUAUGGCUGCUACAUACCUUAAUACUUAGCUAAUAGUCACGCACCCAGCUACUCGCAAAGUUAGUUCAUAUCGUCACGUAAACUGUUAACUCUGUUGAUAGGUGUUAAUUACUAUAGUAGUUUGUAAUGCUUUGUAAAACUCCAAAAAGCAGGAAGUUAUGCAUUUGUCGUGUUAGUGUCUCACCCUACACGUACGCACCAAAUUCUCCUAGAUUAACUGCUCCUGUGUUUUCUAUAUCACCUUGAGGAGACUUAGGCGGUGAUAGUAUCGUGCAGUCGUGCUAGAACAUAGUUCGAUACCUUCUUCAAAAUGUGCCCUAUACCUUUAUGGUCAAAACUGCCAGAAAGAAAUUAAAAAUACUAAAGUACUACUAACUCAGUAGGUACUUAUGAAACAUGAGUAACAAAUGGAGAAUAAUAAGUGCGACACCUUUGCCUACUUUAGGUAAAAAGACAAUGUGAUUGUCAAUUAUGAAUCAUAAUACCGUUUUUCGAUUUUCGUUUGUAUUUACAGAGUAGGUACAGAUUUGUGCACAAACCAAGUGGUGUGUUGUGACUAAAGAAUGACUCGAUGGUGUUGCUUGAAUUAAAAUAUUUCUUUGUAUUUUAUGAACAAAAAGAUCAUGUAUUGUAAUCUAAAAAAGAAAUAGAUUUCUAGAUUUGUGAUUGCUUAAAGGCCAGUUAACGUCCGAAAUUUUUGAAAUAAGUAGCAAAGGUUUAGGUAUUGUUACUCUUUAUCAAAAAAUACUUGAUGUGAUAUUAUUUUAUAAAAGUGACAAAUUAUUAUUGUUAAGAAAAUAAUCAGAGAUUAUAACUGAAAAUGUUGAUUUAAAUCUACUAAGAACAUUAAAUUAAUACGACUUUGUUUUAAAAACCAUGUAAAUUUUAAUGAAUGAUAGAUAUUUUAAGCAUUAUUCUAUUAAAAUGCUUCAGGAAAUGUGCUAUUAUAUAAAAAUAAACAAAACAUUAAUCUUUUAA